GCGCGCCAGGGCUCCGCUCCGCGCCGCCACGCAGCGCCAUGGAGACCGGCAGCAAGAUGACAGCUCGCCUGAUGCUGGCAGUGGGAGGAGCAGUGCUGGGUUCCCUGCAGUUUGGCUAUAACACUGGUGUCAUCAAUGCCCCACAGAAGGUGAUUGAAGACUUCUACAACCGCACCUGGUUCUACCGAUACGAUGAGUCUAUCAGCCCCGCUACCCUCACCACGCUCUGGUCCCUCUCCGUCGCUAUAUUCUCCGUUGGAGGCAUGGUUGGAUCCUUCUCCGUGGGGCUUUUUGUCAAUCGCUUUGGCCGGCGAAAUUCCAUGCUGAUGUCCAACGCUCUCGCCUUCUUGUCUGCUAUCCUCAUGGGCUUCUCCAAGAUGGCCUACUCCUUCGAGAUGCUCAUUCUUGGCCGCUUCAUCAUCGGCCUCUAUUCUGGCCUCACCACUGGCUUUGUGCCCAUGUACGUGGGUGAGGUGUCACCAACCGCACUGCGGGGUGCCCUGGGAACCUUCCACCAGCUUGGCAUCGUCCUGGGCAUUCUUAUCGCGCAAGUGUUUGGGUUGGACUUAAUCAUGGGAAAUGAAUCACUCUGGCCGCUGCUCCUGGGAUUCAUCUUUGUCCCUGCCCUGCUGCAAUGCAUCAUCUUGCCCUUCGCUCCUGAGAGCCCCCGCUUCCUGCUGAUCAACCGCAACGAGGAGAACAAAGCCAAGAGCGUCCUAAAGAAGCUCCGGGGCACAACGGACGUCAGCAGCGACCUCCAGGAGAUGAAGGAGGAGAGCCGGCAGAUGAUGAGGGAGAAGAAGGUCACUAUAAUGGAGCUCUUCCGCUCCCCCAUGUAUCGCCAGCCCAUCCUCAUCGCAAUCGUGCUGCAGCUGUCCCAGCAGCUCUCGGGCAUCAAUGCGGUUUUCUACUAUUCCACCAGCAUCUUUGAGAAGUCAGGUGUGGAGCAGCCUGUCUACGCUACCAUCGGCUCCGGGGUGGUGAAUACAGCUUUCACGGUUGUUUCGCUCUUUGUGGUGGAGCGGGCCGGACGCAGGACCCUUCACCUCAUCGGCUUGGCAGGGAUGGCGGGGUGUGCAGUGCUCAUGACCAUUGCCCUGACGCUGCUGGACCAAAUGGCCUGGAUGUCCUACCUCAGCAUCGUUGCCAUCUUCGGGUUCGUGGCCUUCUUUGAGAUCGGUCCAGGCCCCAUCCCCUGGUUUAUCGUGGCAGAACUGUUCAGCCAAGGUCCUCGUCCUGCUGCCUUCGCGGUCGCCGGGUUGUCUAACUGGACCUCGAACUUCAUCGUGGGCAUGGGCUUCCAGUACAUUGCGCAACUCUGCGGCUCCUACGUCUUCAUCAUCUUCACGGUGCUGCUUGUCCUCUUCUUCGUCUUCACCUACUUCAAGGUGCCAGAGACGAAGGGCCGGACCUUCGACGAGAUCGCGUCUGGCUUCCGUCAGGGGGGCGCAAGCCAGAGCGACAAGACCCCGGACGAAUUUCACAGCUUGGGUGCCGACUCCCAGGUCUAACCAGCCCGCGGCUCGUCCCGUCUCCUCCGAGCCUCCUAACUUCUCUCCUGAGUGUUUUUAAUGCUUGUACAGAAACCAGGAAGGAGGGAGCGGGGGGUCUGGCUCUUGUGCAUAUGUUCCUUCUCCAGACCUCCCCCACUGGCCGCCUGGUUUAUCAGUGACAGACUGACAUAUUUUUUGCUAGGAAUGAUUUUAGCUGGUUUUAUGUCCAGGAUUUCAAAGCCAAUAGAUUCAGAAGCAAUGACUAAUGUUUUAAAACCAACCAAGCAGUGUCCUCCAGCCUCAGUGAGCAGGAGGGCAGCUCCCUUUUUAAUAAGGUGAUAGAUUAUUUAAGGAGAAAUCACAUAGAGGAAGUUUUUAAAGCUGGAAACUUUUUAAUGUUCUAAUCAUAGAAAAACAAAUCACAUAAUUUGACUAAGUGUAAAACAACAAAGAGGCGUUUUUUAAGAAAAUUUUUAAACAAGUUAUUUUUUAAAAGUCUGAGAUUUCAACCCCUGCCAUGGAUUCAUGGAUCGGGAUUCCCUGCCCUCCGGGAGCGGGGGGAGCCUUGGGGCAGAGCGGAGUGGGAAGGGCUGUAGACAGAGGGCCGCUCCUGUGCGGCCGCGGUCGGGCGCUGGACCCGAGUGUGUCCGAGGAGAAGGUUGGAAAGGUCAGGAGUACGGUGGCAGGCCGCAGAGCGCCGCCUCCCUCUGUACAGUCUCCGGCAGCAGCUCCCCGACUUUGCUCGUUGAGGGCUCUGUCUCCGGCCUCGUACGCUUCCUCGCCUGAAUUAGCCGUUCUUUUGCCGGCCGCCUGCGCCGGGUGGGCCGAGGCGUCCUACGGGGCGCGGAGCGGCCACCCAGCAGGAGGGCAGGGUGUCUUUUGGGGUGUAACCUUGGCAAUAUUUGCCUCAUCGGUCAAUCGUGGCACAAGGCGCUGGCAGACAGGAGCGGGGAGAGACCUCCCUACGGAAAACCCGGUGGCAAACAGCGAAAAGGAAGAGCAGCCCUGGCCUUCCCCGGCGCGACGGCGCCCCGAGAAGCCGAAGCGAUACGUUCGCAGGAGCGGCUGACGGCCCCGUGCUACAGAAAACCCACCCGUCGCUAUCACGUCAAGUCCCGGACUCACAGAAAUUCAUCAUUUGGAUACCUACAUUUCCUGCUCUGUGUAUAGACUGGAAGAUAUUUAUAUAUAUAUAUUUUUGUUCAAUGGUGUUAAUAGUAGACAUUAAGUUAUAGCGUUUCUGAUUGACAAGCAAAGUGCUGUAAAUAUUCUUGAAGUAUAUUCACAUUGUAUAAUGUAUACAAAAAGGUACAGAUACAAGGGUAUAGUUUCUAUAGCAACUGUAAGAAAGGCUUGUACAUGGUUAGGAUGACUUUUGUAUAGUUAAUUACCUGCACUGUAGUUGUAUCUAUUGCACUGAAUUUUAGUCUUUAGUAUAUUAAAAACAAGAAAUACA
This is a messenger RNA of Rhea pennata, 2949 nucleotides long. It is a transcript of the gene SLC2A1, whose product is annotated as solute carrier family 2 member 1. Bases 39 to 1511 code for a protein of 490 amino acids. NCBI's taxonomy places the organism in Eukaryota, Metazoa, Chordata, Aves, Rheiformes, Rheidae. Gene Ontology annotation, molecular function: D-glucose transmembrane transporter activity. Gene Ontology annotation, biological process: dehydroascorbic acid transport; response to insulin. The transcript has 10 exons. The record is from RefSeq and is a predicted model, not a curated record. Gene Ontology annotation, cellular component: apical plasma membrane; plasma membrane; basolateral plasma membrane.